AUGUCGGAAAAGACAAAGUCAGAAGAUAAAAACCAGUCUUACCUAGGAGCCAUGGGAGGUCUUCUCAACCCGUUGAACAUAAAUUCAAGCAACAUGCCAUUAGAAUGGAAAAAUUGGCUCACCCAACUUAAAAUAUAUCUUCGUGCCAACAUGUUAGAAGACAGCAAGGACAACAGGAAGGUAGCUAUUCUGUUGCAUCACAUAGGCAGAGACGCCUUGAAUAUAUUUUAUUCAUUUGGCCUUGACAUCGACACUGUCACUUUCAAAGACCUUAUCCAACAUUUUGAAAAACAUUUCUUGCCGCAAAUCAACGUCACAAUAGAGCGCCAUAAGCUGUUCAACAGGCGACAAGGAGAUGAUGAGUCGAUUGAGCACUACAUAACAGAUCUUAAAAACAUAGCCAGUCAGUGUGAAUUUAAAAACCAAGAUGACAUUCUCCGCGAUAUCUUUAGUUGGAAUCUCAAUGCAAACAACCAAUUUAUUAAAGAGAGAAUUCUUCAAGAAAAGCCACAGACAUUAGACAAAGCAAUUGAGAUAGCGAAGCACCAGGAAGCUUCUAGAAAACAAGCCAAGAUGUUAGAAAGUACACCUACAGCCACAAUUAGUGAAGUUAGUAGAAAAGCAAGGACACAACAGGCAUCCAGGUCAAGACACACAUCUAGAACAAGACAGACAUCCCAGCUGAGACAAGACAGUCAAUCAAGACAACCUUCACGGAACAGGCAACCGGAGAACAAGAGAUAUGGCAAUAAUAAAGAAAUUUGUAGCCGUUGUGGUCAAGUUCACCGCUAUAGAUGUCCAGCCAACGGAGUCCAAUGCAAAAUAUGUAAGAAAUACAACCAUUUUGCAGUCAUGUGCAGAUCGAGAAGGACUAUCCGUGCAGUAACACAAGAAAAUAUCAAACCUGAAAGCAAUGAAGACCAAUAUUUUAUAGGAACACUGAAGUGCGAAGAACAAGAUGACAAGUGGAUGGCGGAUAUUGUAAUUAAUAGUCAAACCAAUUCACAGGACAUUAUUGAGAAAAAUAGAGACCUCUUUGAAGGUCUGGGCUGUAUCCGUGAUUUAGAGGUUAAUCUUACCUUGAAACCUGAUAUAACUCCUUCAGUCGACGUGUGCAGACGCGUGCCUCUACAGCUACAAAAUCCUCUAAAGGAAGAGCUAUUGUCAUUAGAGAAAAGUGGUGUGAUAAAACGUGUCGAAGAACCAACCGAAUGGAUGCAUCUAAAGACGCCCUGGGAGCAGUCUUGUCACAUGGAAAUCAGCCAA
This is a messenger RNA of Brenthis ino (lesser marbled fritillary), 1266 nucleotides long. The record is from the annotation of a GenBank genome assembly. NCBI's taxonomy places the organism in Eukaryota, Metazoa, Arthropoda, Insecta, Lepidoptera, Nymphalidae.